GAAGAAAAGUUUCUUUUUUUGCUACGUAGCUUUUACCACUCAAUGCAUAUGUCUCCUGUGCAGAUUUCUGCUAACCCCAAAAUUAAAUUAAAUGGAGUCAUUGGGAUUCAAUGACAACUCAUUCUUAUCUGUUUCUGUUAAAAUAUCUCUUGACCAGUUUGAGUUACUUUCGAUGAUUACGAAAUUAACCAAGGUAUCUCGCACGGAUUGUCAUACAAUGGCUUUCAGCUCAUCAGCCGUGCUGCAUACAUGAAACGUGUAACCGCAGACCAAUUUGAUGAUACAUAAAGAACGACAUGUCGUGAGCUCCCUGAUCUCAUCCCCACACCAAAAUAUCUACAAUCAACUAAAAUUAUGGAAAUCAUAAUUGUAGGCGCGGGAAUCGCAGGUCUGGGUGCUGGGAUUGCUCUAAGGAGAGGUGGACAUAAAGUUACUAUACUUGAACAAUCCUCCCUUCUCCAUGAAACAGGCGCCGCUAUAACGGUAGCACCAAAUGCGUCACUCAUACUUCAAUCGUGGGAUUUUUCACCUGCAAAAUCGAAACUGGUAGCUCUUAGUAAAGCAAAUAUCUGGGAUGGUAUGGCCAUGAAAGUUGUGGUUGAUGGUUAUUAUGCGAAUACCGAGGAGAAGUAUGGGAUACCGCUAUAUGCGGCUCAUCGGGUUGAUUUACAUAGUCAGUUGAGAGAAAUAGCGACGAAGAAAGAUGGGGAGGGGAUUCCGGUUGAUUUAGUUGUUAAGGCGAAGACAGUUGGUUAUGAUGCUGUAAAUGGGAAAGUUACUCUUGAAGAUGGAAAUACUUUGCAAGCAGAUCUCAUCAUCGCAGCAGAUGGGGUGCACUCAACAGCUGUGGAGCACGUGCUUGGUGCAAAUAAGGUUCAGUCUGGCGAUACUGGAUGGUCUUGUAUGCGAUGGCUAGUGCCAACAGAAGACCUGUUAUCAGAUCCCGAGACGUCUGAUUUGGUUGACGAAUCUGUUCAGAGAUUCUUUGCACCAGCUUCUGGUGUGGGCGGUUUCGUAUGGUAUCCUUGCAGAGAUAACGAGGUGCAGAAUUUCCUGUAUUUGUCAAAGGCAUUCAAUAGUUCCCAUGCUACAGAAAGUUUCAGAGCAUCUGUUGACCCAAGUGUUCCGAUGAAGUAUGCGAAGGGAGAGUUUAGUCCCGCUUUGCAAGCUGUGAUUAGUAAGGCACAAGAUGUUAAAUUUUGGAAAUUGAUCGCCCGAGAACCAAUCCCCACAUGGCACAAGGACAAACUUGUUUUGAUAGGUGAUGCUGCUCAUCCUAUGCUUCCGUUCCAAGCACAAGGAGGAUGCCAAGCCAUUGAAGAUGCGGGAGCACUCGGUGUGUUAUUGAACCAAGUAGAUCCCAAUGACAAAGAAACACUGGAGAAGCGACUACAACUAUACGAAAAGGUUAGGAGAAACAGAGGCUCGUCUUUACAGAUCCUUUCGAACCAUAGUCCACCUGCAUCGCAGGAUAUUCGUAAUGAGGCUGCUAAGUAUCUUCCGGAUGGAAAAACACUUAACACCACGGAAGAUAUCAAUGAUUAUGUGUUCUCGUUUGAUGUCAUUAGGGAGUGUGAAAUGCUCUUGGCACAAGAAUUGGUCGAUGGUGGUGUUUGAAUUCAGAUUUUGAGAAAACCAAGUUGAUAUCAUUGAAUAAUCUUUACCAAAUUUCACGAUUUCUACAAGCAAUGGCAGUAUGUUCUUGAAUGAUCCUGCACCUGUGAUAUAUUGACAAUUUGGAACUGUGGUCGGGAUUGUGUUUCUUGAAUAUACUCGAAGUCUAAAGAUGAGAGAAGUAGACGAAAGGCAGAAAGCACUCGCUUAGCAUUGGGCGAACAGAGGACAAAUAUGAUCAGUACCCUGAUCUAGGAAGUGGAGGAUGGCCUAAGCGAAUAAUCCAUCACAAUUUGUAUCCGCACUUAAGGAGCGACUUGCAUUCAUGAGCACAACUCCUAUACUUCUUUUGUGUGUUUUUGCUUUAGCCAACACACGAUCAAUCAUGCUGAAGGCUUUAACAGAACCCAACUUUAAAUGCCUUGCUGAUCGCGUCAAGCAUUCUUGUAUCAAGUCGAAAAUUAAUGGAGAUAAGCCACUCA
Molecule: messenger RNA, 2096 nt
Organism: Botrytis cinerea B05.10
Lineage: Eukaryota; Fungi; Ascomycota; Leotiomycetes; Helotiales; Sclerotiniaceae
Exons: 7
Coding region: 355-1617 (420 amino acids)
Molecular function (GO): monooxygenase activity; FAD binding
Source: RefSeq, a predicted model, not a curated record